Tetrahymena thermophila SB210 is the source of this 1392-nucleotide messenger RNA. RefSeq names its product transmembrane protein, putative. NCBI's taxonomy places the organism in Eukaryota, Ciliophora, Oligohymenophorea, Hymenostomatida, Tetrahymenidae. The record is from RefSeq and is a predicted model, not a curated record. The transcript is spliced from 2 exons.
AUGUUGAAAUCUUUAUUUUAUUAAAUUAGCUAAGUAUUAUUUUCUGAUGGUUUAAAGAAUGUAUGGAUAAUACUCCUAAGUGUCAGUAAUAACAUAUCAUUAAUUUAUUACAUUGCUUGCUUAGAGAAUAGGGAUUUUUCUAAAGGAGGUUUGUUCUUCGUGUACAUGUGUGUGCCAAUAAUAAAUACAUUUUAUUCUUUAAUUAUGUUCUGCUUAAAUUUAAUUAUCACUUUAAAAAAGGACUUUGCUUCCUUUUAAAAUUGCAGAAGCAUCACAAUAAAAUAAGCUUUACUACUUGUUAAAUGCAUUCUAUCAAAUAUUAUUUGGGCUAUUAUAAAUGCUUUGCUAAUUGAAUUGAGAUUGGUUGAGCUUAUAUCUUAAUUUGCAAUCUAUAGCAAACAUAGUAUAACAAUAAACAGGGAUUUAGAAAAAUAUUUAUUGGAUAAUAACCUUUGGGAACAUAAAUAAGAUUUAUAUGUUAAUAAUACUAAUUAGUAGAACAUAGAUACAGAUAUUAUAUAAUUAGAGAUAUGUGAGACUGAAAACCAGUUUUUACCAACUCAGUAAGAUCAAAAAUUAGAAAGUGUACAGAGCAGAAAAAUGAUAUUUAAUUAAAAUUUAUAGUCUUAAAAUGCGAAUGCUAGAAAUAAAUAAGGAAAGUAAUAAAAAAAUUCUAUCCUAAUAGCUAAGCAAGAUGGGACUAGUUCUAUUAAUAGAGAUUUUAUAUAUUUUAAUAAGUAAAAACUACAAAAAAUAGAUAUUUAGUAAACCUAAAAUAAAUUAACUGAGGAUAUUAUCUUCCAUUAAAGCCAGGAAUUCAGUUUGAAAGAUAUUUUUACAAAUUAAAUAUUUAAGCUGAGUUUGUAAAUAUAGCUAAAAAUCAAUGUAAUAUUCAGAUCGAUACCAUUUAUUGCAAUUUUAAUAAUUGUAGAAAAUUAAUUUUUGCAUCUUUAAACAUUUUGGUUAAACAUUUUUGUUGUUAUUUAGUGGAUUUAUGAUAGCUUUGAUAAAUAAUUAAUAUUAAAAAUAAACUAAAUAAUUUAAAAAUUGCUUGAAAUCAAUUAAAAGGGAUUUUUAAUUAAGAACUAGCUUAAUGCAUUAGACCUACCAUCAUAAGUUUGCUUAUUAAAUUCAGAUAUUUUUUACAAAUUUACUAAAUUAAAAAAUGCUAAAUAAUAUGAAAGAGUCACAGAUUUAUAAAUUAUAUUUAAUGAAAAAGAAAAAAUACUUAAUUUUGAUGAUUUUGAUACCAAAAUGUUUAUUUUAGGCGACAAAUUAAAUAAUUUAAUAAAAUUAUAGCUCAUUUGUAGGUAUCAAUUAAAUUUAAUAAAAUUUUUUUAACAUUUUAAUUUAAAAGUUAAAAAUUAGAUAAAUAAGAUUAUUCGUCAGUGA